Messenger RNA from Scleropages formosus (Asian bonytongue), 3852 nucleotides. It is a transcript of the gene phf12b, whose product is annotated as PHD finger protein 12b. NCBI's taxonomy places the organism in Eukaryota, Metazoa, Chordata, Actinopteri, Osteoglossiformes, Osteoglossidae. Gene Ontology annotation, molecular function: transcription corepressor activity; protein binding. Gene Ontology annotation, cellular component: nucleus; Sin3-type complex. The record is from RefSeq and is a predicted model, not a curated record. Bases 687 to 3752 code for a protein of 1021 amino acids. Gene Ontology annotation, biological process: negative regulation of transcription by RNA polymerase II. The transcript has 15 exons.
CCCUAUGGAGAGGAUGUAGCUAGCAGUGUCGGGAUUGAUGCACAGCAUUUUUUCCACAAUAAUAAUAAUUAUCUUGGGGGUUUCGACAAUCUACUGGAGCUAAAAUAACAUCGAAGGAGACACAUUUUUGGAAGCCAGAUUUUUUCCACUUUGCGUCGCUGCGCUCGCAACUUUUUAUUGUUUAUUUUAACAGUUUGUUGAGAAGAAAUGGGUUUGCCGACGUCCACAGCAUCUUGGCGAGCAGCUAACGGGCUAAUGGCAGCCGAGAGAGGAGACGUGUAGGCUAGGCCCGAGAAAGGCCGCCUGACGGAGGCCGUGCGCUCGCUUCUCCUGUUUCUCUCUGCUGUUUUAUCUCUCCAAGCCGACCAGGUAGGCGCUUUUUUUUGCCGAAGAGGCUUGGGCCAGCAGCCGCGGUUUUUCGGACGCUUGGCUCGCUUGGCUCGCCCGGAGGAGCGGCUCCUUGUUAGCCACCGGGCUAGCGGGCCGUCUCUGAGGCGGUCUUUAGAAGAGGCUCCAGGGUCUGAAGUCAGUCAAGCAGCGCGUCUUUUCUGAGGAAUUCCCUGUGCGCGAAGCAGCCUGGUACUCCGCACGUCCCCGAGCCGCCUGCUGUUUCGAGCGUUUCUCCACAGAGGCUUCUUCGUUGUUUUUCUUUUUUUCCGGGCGGAGGAACACUGACUGCUGUGUGGAUGUGGGACAAAAUGGAGACCCCGACGAUUGUGUACGAUCUGGACACGUCCGGGGGCCUGAUGGAGCAAAUUCAAGCAUUGUUGGCGCCCCCGAAGUCCGAAGAGGGUGAAAGAAGGAGCCGCAAGCCGGAGAAAGAGGUGCGGAGGAGCGGCCGGGCCACCAACCACGACACCUGCGACAGCUGCCGGGAGGGGGGAGACCUGCUGUGCUGCGAUCACUGCCCGGCCGCCUUCCAUCUCCAGUGCUGUAACCCACCCCUGAGUGAAGAAAUGCUGCCCCCUGGUGACUGGAUGUGUCAUCGUUGCAGCGUACGCAGGAAGAAGCGGGAACAAAAGUCAGAGCAGGUGAAUGGCCUGCUGGAACGCCAGCAACAAAAGCGGCCCUCCUCCCCAGCAGCAGAGAUGGAGCAGGCCCCUGUACGGCUGGAUGGCAUCCCUGGGGGAACUGGGGGGCUUCGUGUGGCUGUGGCCCAGGUGCGCCUCCUGGAGAGGAGGGCCAGUAGCCGGCCAGGCACACCCACUUCCAAUGCAUCCACAGACACGCCCACGCCCUCAGAACAAAACGAUGUAGAUGAGGACCUGCUGGACAUGGAGGACGAAGCACCUGGAUCAGAAUCUGAAAACGCUGUUCCUCACCUGAGGAGGCCUUUCGAGCUUUUAAUUGCUGCCGCCAUGGAGAGGAACCCCACGCAGUUCCAGCUUCCCAAUGAGCUCACCUGCACGACUGCACUUCCAGGAACAAGUAAACGGAAACGAAAAGAGGAGAUGACUGGGAAAAACAUGAAGAGACCACAACAUGAGCUAGAUCACAAUGGUUUGGUUCCCCUUCCUGUGAAAGUGUGCUUUACCUGUGGCAGGAGCUGCAGAGUGGCUCCACUCAUCCAGUGUGACUAUUGCCCCCUCCUUUUCCACAUGGAUUGCCUUGAUCCCCCCCUCACUGCCAUGCCCACUGGAAAGUGGAUGUGUCCCAACCACAUUGAGCACAUAGUGCUCAACCAGAAGAACAUGACCCUCAGCAAUCGCUGCCAGCUCUUUGACCAGUUCCAGGACCGCGUGUCCCAGCAUGCUGUCAAGGUGGACUUCUUACGAAAGGUCCAUCGGCAAAACCCACCAAACCGUCGGGGACCCCAUGUGUAUAAGAAGACCCUCAAGGUCCCUGAUUCUAUAAAGUCUCAGUACCAGUGCCCCCCACCCCUGAUGGCCCCCGCUGGAAUCCGCAAUGGGGAGCUCAUCUGCAACGGUGUGCCAGACCUGCCUUCCCAGCACCUUUCAUCCUCCCAGCACUUAGCCACUGAAGCAGAGCAGCAGGAGUGGCUUCGCGGUGUCAUCGCACUCCAGUGCAGCAUAAUGAGACACUUAUCUGCCAAGCAGAUGCCGUCCUAUUGGGACUCGGAGCAAGCGGACAAGGUCGACUUCAAGCCCUGUGUGCCACCAGCUGAGGCUGAAUUCUCGUGUGCCGCAGAUCGGACACUCCAGACGGCCUCCUGCUCUGAGGCCUGCAGCACUGAGCUUGGCCCCCAGGGGGCCCCUGUACUGAACUCUGUGGGCCCCUCUGAAGAGCAGGGGCUCUGCUGCUUAUGUAAUGAAAGAUCCUGUCAGAACUGUCGGACCACCAAUGGCCCCCUGGGGCAGUCGGCUAAGGCCAAUGGGCCAGUGCCCUGUGGGGGGAGCUUGGAAGCCUAUCAACAAACUGAGCUCCAGCAGAGGCUGGCAGCCCCUUCAGACUCAGCCCAGUCCCUGACUCCUCCAGCCUCAUCCUCUACACUGCCCAACCAUGUGGGAAUCGUAAUGGUGAAGAGUGAGAACUGUGGUGUUGUCAGCCCCUGUGCCCAGAAAGCUUCAUCCCCUUGCACCAACCUCGACCCUGGACCCCCUGGGCAGCCCUAUGGAGCCACUCCAGGUGCAGGAGGAGGCCAGGCUGCAGCUUUAAUGAGUCGCAGUGUUUCCUCCCCUACUGCCGGGACACGUGCCCUCACGCCACCACGGGCCAGCCACGAUGCAAGCGCUGCCAGGCUGGCCUCUCCCACCCCACCUUCAGCGGAUGGAAAGGCCAGUCCUUGUGCGUUGUCUCCUGGAAGUGGAUCCCUGUUCCCAGACUCUGUGAUCUCCACCAUGGGAGACCUAGCUAGCUGCAUGAAGGCUGUGACUGGUGAAGAUGGAGAGAUUGAGUUGGACAAGUUGGAUGAGAAAUUCAUCAAGCUACUAGCCUGGCAGAGGAUACAGCAGCUCUUUCACCCCAAAGCGAUUCCUUCUCAGAGUGGCUGCGUGAGCCCACCCCCCACUGUCAUGACCACGCCCCCAACACCAACCUCACUGCAUACAGGGGUUGUGUUGCCACCUCCCACUCCAGUGCUGAAGACAGAGGUGCAGGCAAGAGCUGUGUUUUACCCACUGAUGGGGAAGGGAUUGCCUGUCAAUAUGUGUUACCGCAGCCUGCACAUAGGAACUGGUGCCGACAUGGAUGUGUGCCUUACAAACUACGGUUUUUGUAAUUAUGUGUCAGGAAAACAUGCCUGUAUCUUCUAUGAUGAGAACACAAAGCAUUAUGAGCUGCUCAACUACAGUGAGCACGGGACCACAGUGGACAAUGUACUGUACUCCUGCGACUUCUCGGAGAAGACAUCUCCCAGUCCCUCCAGCAGCAUUGUUUCCAAAGUGCAGAACAUCAUCCGGAGGUGUAGGAAGAGAAAGCAGGAAGAGGAUGCUUCAGAGGCAGGACCAGGGACAGUGCCACCAGAGGGUGUGAUGAGCAGUCAGUCACAGGGGCCACCAAGGAGGCCCUGCAACUGCAAGGCCAGCAGCUCCAGCCUGAUCGGGGGCAGCGGUGCUGGGUGGGAGGGCACAGCGCUACUACACCACGGGAGCUACGUCAAGCUGGGUUGCCUGCAGUUUGUCUUUAGCGUGACAGAGUUUGCGAACAAGCCGCUGAAGGAGGAAGAACAGGAGCAGCAGGAGGAGGAGGUGCAGGCAGGUUCAGUGUCAGCACAAACCAGCAAGGAGCUACCUGACAAGGAGGUUCUCAAAGGCCAUCAGGCUCCAGUGCUGCGCUCCAAUUCUGUCCCAUAGCCUGUUUCCCUGGUGACACAGGUUGCCCUUCCAGCUGACUUGUAUAGAGGACAAAAAAAUUUUUAUUUAACUGUUCAUACAUUUGCAUGACAUGAAGUAU